AUGAGCAACAGUGCAGCCACCGAAACGGCUCCUCCAGCCGCCGCUCCCACCAAAGUCAAAGCUCCCAAGAAAAAGGCGACGGCUCCCAGGAAAACAGCAGUCGAUCACCAGUUGGGCGAGCUGAUUCUGAAGGUUGUCGGGGAUAGCAAGGAUCGCAAAGGGACGUCACUGUCCGCUGUAAAGAAGGCGCUGGAGAGAAGCGGGAUCGAUGUGGGAAAGCGAAAGGCACAGAUCAAGAUGAGUAUCAGGAGGUGCCUGGCGAACGGCUCCCUUGUUCUGGUCAAAGGCCAAGGCGUCUCCGGCUCCUUCAAACUCCCUAAGAAAGCGGCUGCCAAGAAACCGGCCAUGAAGAUAUCACCGGCCAAGAAGGCGACAGCGAAGAAGUCUCAGGCCAAGAAAGCGACAGUCAAGAAAUCCCCAGCCAAGAAAGCGACAACCAAGAAGUCCCCAGCCAAGAAAGCGAGAGGCAAGAAGACGGCACCGCCAAAGAAAGCGGUGAGCAAAGCAGCGCCAAAGAAACGGACUCCCAUGAAGAAGGUGAAAAAGACCAAGGGCCCUAAAGCCCCCAAACCCCUCAGCAAACCGGCUAAAAGCAAGGCCAAGCCCAAAGCAAAAGUGACCAAGACAGCAGCAAAGAAAUGAACCCGUCAGUGUAAUAUGUAACCGUCUGAA
Chiloscyllium plagiosum (whitespotted bambooshark) is the source of this 672-nucleotide messenger RNA. The record is from RefSeq and is a predicted model, not a curated record. NCBI's taxonomy places the organism in Eukaryota, Metazoa, Chordata, Chondrichthyes, Orectolobiformes, Hemiscylliidae.